Molecule: messenger RNA, 321 nt
Organism: Echinostoma caproni
Lineage: Eukaryota; Metazoa; Platyhelminthes; Trematoda; Plagiorchiida; Echinostomatidae
Source: the annotation of a GenBank genome assembly
AUGAUGAUAGUACUCGUUUUGCUCGUAUUUCUCACUACGACAGUUGCAAACCAAAUCGAUCUAUCUUUCAAUUGGUCUGAUCAUCCCAACUCUUUCCCGAAGGUUCUGGAAGAACUAGGCAUCGAAAUGAGUAACGAAAUGGCCGGUUUACAACCCGGUAAUGGUCCCUUGGGCACAGGUGCGAAUGCGGCUCGUAACCGGCCGGUUGCAGUUGAUGGUGCUGGACUGCCCUCGGUUAAUGCCAGUGGUCCAGGGUCCACUAACGACACGAUUGACGAGGAUGACCUUGAAGCCCGUCUGGCUCGACUCAAGCGGGGCUGA